Malurus melanocephalus (red-backed fairy wren) is the source of this 1238-nucleotide messenger RNA. RefSeq names its product RNA pseudouridine synthase D3 (gene RPUSD3). The transcript is spliced from 9 exons. Gene Ontology annotation, biological process: pseudouridine synthesis. The record is from RefSeq and is a predicted model, not a curated record. Gene Ontology annotation, molecular function: RNA binding; pseudouridine synthase activity. The coding region runs from base 1 to 945 and encodes 314 amino acids. Lineage: Eukaryota; Metazoa; Chordata; Aves; Passeriformes; Maluridae.
AUGGCGGGGACCGGGAGCGCCGCCGCCACCGUGCGCGGGCUGGCACGCGCGGGACCGGGAGCGCGCGCCGCACGGUCAGCGGGGCGCGGAGGCGCGCGCGGCGGRUGGAGGCAGCCGCUGGGCCCCGAGGAGACGCUGGAACUGUUGGAGGGCUCCGUGGUGCACCGGGAAGGAGCCCUGCUAGCCCUGAACAAGCCUCCAGGCCUGCCCAUCCUGGGGCGUCCUGGGGAUCUAAGCCUGGACACACUGCUGCCAGCACUGAGACGACGCCUGGGCCUCUCUGCUGAGCUCCAUGUGGUGAAGGCUCCUGCCAGGGAGUGUUCUGGCCUUGUUCUCCUGUCUGGCUGCUACCACACCACUAAGAAGCUGCAGCAGUUCUUCACCAAUGCUCGCCGGAGAGGCCAGUACCCUGCCACGUAUCGUGCCGUCACUGUGGGAGUCCCAGCGGAGGCAGAGGGUGAUGUCCGCACUGGGCUGUGCUGGCAGCAGCAGGGGGACAGAGCCAUGGUGGUGCCAGUGCCAGCCCCAGGACGCCACAGUCUGGCCAGGAAGGAUGUGAAGAGCACCCUGACGCACUACCGGGUGCUGGGCGCCAUGGGGGGCUGUGCCCUCCUCCAGCUCCAGCCCAGGACAGCCUUCCCAGAACAGCUCCAGGUGCACCUGACGCUGCUGCUGUGUCCGGCCCUGGGUGACCACRAGCACUCUUCCCGCGUGGGCAGGGUGCUGGGGGUGCCCUUCCUUCUGACCCCCGAGACUGCUCCGACCCGCACACAGGUGCUGGACGAGGAGUUGCUGUCCCGGCUGGGGCUUUCUCCACGGCAGCUCCAUCACCUCCCACUCCACAUCCACCUGCAGGAGCUGAUGCUGCCCGAGGGCCCCCUCAGUGCCCCACCACCACCCCACUUCCUGCACACUCUGCGCUGCCUGGGGCUGCCUGAGCACUAGGAGCCCUAGUGCUGCAGGGGARCACCCACUCCACCCUUCUGCUCUCUAUUACCCCAUUAAAAUCCCCUCCUGCUAGUGGGGUGGCUCAGCACACAGUUCUUUUCCUGGCACACACAGGAUGCRUUURCYCUGGCUGUCCCUCUGGCAUUGCUGGGGGCACCAGCCCUGCCACCACCUUGUGCCUGCCCUGGUUCCAAGUGCUAGGAUGCAGCACCAUCAUCACCUACCAUAGCUCUGUGACCGCAGGCAGGAGCAGAGGUGGCUUUUCCUGCCUGCACUCUGCCCCAGCAGCC